UCAUCUCUGGCCUGAUCAUCUAUAACUAGCUAGCUCCAUCCCAAGAAACUAAAACUGCAAAAACAUCUUCCCUAAGAAAACAUCAUGUCAGGAGUUUGGGUUUUCAGCAAUGGCGUAUAUCGCCUAAAUCCUCAAGCGGAAUCCUCCGAUGGAAAGCAAGGUAGUAGUUCAAAGAAAAAGGUUUUGGUGCACUUACCAACCGGAAAGGUGGUAUCAUCUUACUCCUCCCUCGAGCAAAUCUUGACCGGGUUAGGGUGGGAGAGGUAUUACGAAGGUGACCCCGACCUCUUCCAAUUCCACAAGCCACCUUCCAUCGACCUAAUUUCUCUUCCUUGGGAAUUCUCCAAGUUCUGCUCCAUUCACAUGUACGAUAUUGUCGUUAAAAAUCCCAAUAUCUUCCACGUCCGAGAUAUGUGAUCAGCAAGUCCUAGCCGCUCUCACGUAC
This is a messenger RNA of Juglans regia (Persian walnut), 445 nucleotides long. RefSeq names its product flowering-promoting factor 1-like protein 2. The coding region runs from base 85 to 417 and encodes 110 amino acids. Gene Ontology annotation, biological process: vegetative to reproductive phase transition of meristem; regulation of flower development. The record is from RefSeq and is a predicted model, not a curated record. Lineage: Eukaryota; Viridiplantae; Streptophyta; Magnoliopsida; Fagales; Juglandaceae. The transcript has a single exon.